GCUCAACACAUUUGGGAUAGGAAGGAAGGCGCACAGAGAGAGAUCAAAUGCUGCGUCAGUCGUCGCUGCUGCGCUUCUCCACCUUCGCGCUGAACCCGGAAACGUCACGGGCACCGCACGGCCCCCCGCGUGGCCUCAUCAAUCGCUAUGUCUCAAUGGGUCUGCCUCCGUGGGCGGCGUGGUGCAACCGGGUCAAUCGCCACGCCCUCUACCGCAUGAGUGACGUCUCGCCGCGCAGCUUCCUUCCCAAGGCACCACAUGAGAUGGACGUGAUUUGGCUGAACGAGCGCGUGCGCGAGCGGGUGCGGACCUCGCGACAGGUGCAGCACGUCUACCGGCAGCUGAAAUACCCCUACGUGAAGACCGGCAUCCACUACAGCGAUAUCUUAGACCACUGGGUGCAGGUGCCCAUGGUGGAGGCCGCAACCUUUGAGAUCGAGAAGGACGGCGGGUUUGACAACUUUAUUCUGAAGCGCCCUGGACAGGAGCUGCGGUCCACCUACGGCGAGCGCAUUCGCCGUCAUCUGCUGGUGCGACAGAAGGAGAUUCAAAAAAACUUUGUGUUGGAUCAACAGGCCAAGGCGCUAGCGGAGGUGGCCCGCGCGGAGGUGAAGAAGGCGGCGAGCGAGGAGGAACUGGACGCGGUGUUGGCGAAGUACGGCAUGGACGCUGAGGAGUUCAAGCGUCAUAUGGCAAGACGAGUACUGGAGCAACGCAAGGUCGCCGCGCAGUAA
Leptomonas pyrrhocoris is the source of this 734-nucleotide messenger RNA. RefSeq lists its product as hypothetical. The coding region runs from base 48 to 734 and encodes 228 amino acids. The transcript has a single exon. The record is from RefSeq and is a predicted model, not a curated record. Lineage: Eukaryota; Euglenozoa; Kinetoplastea; Trypanosomatida; Trypanosomatidae. Gene Ontology annotation, cellular component: mitochondrial large ribosomal subunit. Gene Ontology annotation, molecular function: structural constituent of ribosome.